UAUCCACCCAACUCUUUUCAACUCAAAACUCUGUAAACAUGGUCAUUGAGCAGCAGCUUCCCUCUUCAAUUGUCAUUUCUCUCAUGACCCACAUGGAUUUUUUCUCUAAUCCCAUCUUCUUUACUGCUCUGGCUCUUAUCGCAUCCCUUCUAGCUCUCCAUAUCCUAACUCGGAAACUGAACAAAGAUCAGAGAAAGAAGAAAUACCACCCCAUUGCCGGCACCUCAUUUCACCAGCUCCUCAACUUCAACAGAUUGCACCACUAUAUGACUGAUCUUGCCGGCAAGCACCGGACCUACAGGCUCCUCACUCCCUCUAGGAACGAGAUUUACACCGCCGACCCGGCAAAUGUCGAGUAUAUACUCAAAACUAACUUUCAGAAUUAUGGCAAGGGAUGGUAUAACUAUAUCAUUCUGAAGGACCUUCUAGGCGAUGGCAUUUUCACAGUUGAUGGUGACAAGUGGCGCCAGCAGAGAAAGAUAUCAAGCCAUGAGUUCUCCACAAAGGUUUUAAGGGACUUUAGCAGUUUGAUUUUCAGAAAGAAUGCAGCAAAACUUGCUAAUAUGGUGUCUGAAGCAGCAACUUCAAACCAGAUAAUAGAUAUCCAAGAUCUGUUGAUGAAAUCAACCCUGGAUUCACUGUUCCAAGUUGCAUUUGGAACCGAAUUGGACAGCAUGUGUGGAUCAAAUGAAGAAGGCAAGAGUUUCGGAAAUGCUUUCGAUGACUCUAGCGCGAUGAUCCUUUGGCGUUAUGUUGAUAUAUUCUGGAGAAUCAAGAAGUUUCUGAACAUUGGAUCAGAAGCUGCCUUAAACAGAAGUACCAAAAUUGUUAAUGAUUUCGUGUUUAAGCUAAUACACAGCAAGAUGGAGCAAAUGAAGAACUCAAAGGAUGAAUCUUCAAUGAAAAGAGAAGACAUUCUAUCAAGGUUUCUGCAAGUGACUGAGAAUGACCCAACAUACUUAAGGGAUAUAAUUCUUAACUUCAUAAUAGCUGGGAAAGAUACAACAGCAACCACACUGUCUUGGUUUAUUCACAUGCUCUGCAAGCAUCCUGCUGUGCAAGAAAAAAUAGCAAAAGAAGUGAAGGAAGCCACCAAAAAGAAAGAGUUCACAAACUAUGCUGAGUUUGCAGCCAGUAUGAGUGAAGAAGCUUUAGAAAAGAUGCAUUAUCUCCAUGCCGCGAUCACUGAAACUCUCAGACUCUAUCCUGCAGUUCCAGUGGAUGCAAAGAUUUGCUUUUCUGAUGAUACUCUGCCAGAUGGAUACAGUGUGAACAAAGGAGAUAUGGUAUCUUAUCAACCUUAUGCAAUGGGCAGGAUGAAGUUCAUAUGGGGUGAUGAUGCAGAGGUAUUCAGACCAGAGAGAUGGCUAGACAAGGAUGGAAUUUUCCAGCCAGAGAGCCCUUUCAAGUUUACAGCCUUCCAGGCCGGCCCGCGAAUUUGUCUGGGAAAGGAGUUUGCCUAUAGGGAGAUGAAGAUCUUCUCAGCUGUUAUGGUAGGCUGUUUUCAGUUCAAAAUGAGUGACGAGAACAAAAUUGUCAAUUACAGGACAAUGAUCAAUCUUCACAUAGAUGGAGGUCUUGAAGUUCGUGCCUUCCACAGAAAUGGAAAUUAGCAUGAAAGUGAAAACUAUAAAGGGUAUUUGAGAAUUACAUGUUUGUACAGGUUCUUUAUAUUACUAAAUAGGAAGGUGAUUUCUCUUCAUGCUUUGAAUCUUUGGCUUGUAAUCCGGGGUAGAUUGAAAAUAAGUAACCUGCCUACGACAUCACCCCACAGAUUUGUUGUAUCCUCUGCAGAUUUGAUGACAAGUCUCACAACAAAUUUGGCUUUUAAUUAUUAUGUAGCAAUGCU
Molecule: messenger RNA, 1849 nt
Organism: Corylus avellana
Lineage: Eukaryota; Viridiplantae; Streptophyta; Magnoliopsida; Fagales; Betulaceae
Product: cytochrome P450 704C1
Molecular function (GO): oxidoreductase activity, acting on paired donors, with incorporation or reduction of molecular oxygen; iron ion binding; monooxygenase activity
Source: RefSeq, a predicted model, not a curated record